Gryllus bimaculatus (two-spotted cricket) is the source of this 4961-nucleotide messenger RNA. The record is from the annotation of a GenBank genome assembly. Lineage: Eukaryota; Metazoa; Arthropoda; Insecta; Orthoptera; Gryllidae.
ACACACUCAUGUGGGCGUCGUCGUCGUCGUGCUCGUAUGACCAGGUGGAGGAGCUGCGGCAGCGCCUGGAGGAGAAGAACCGACACAUCGAGAAGAAGACGCUCACCGCCACCCAAGCCCAGCAGGAGCGCAACCGCCUCAGCAACGAACUGAACGAGCUGCGCGACCACAUGGACAUCAAGGACCGCAAGAUCAACGUGCUCCAGCGCAAGAUCGAGAACCUGGAGGACCUGCUGAAGGAGAAGGACAACCAGGUGGACAUGGCGCGCGCGCGGCUGACCGCCAUGCAAGCGCACCGCUGCACCAACGAAGGCGCGCUCAGCUCGCUGGAGGAGGCCAUCGGCGACAAGGAGAAGCAGAUGUCGCAGCUGCGCGAGCAGAGGGACCGCGCCGAGCAGGAGAAGCAGGAGGAGCGCGAGCUGCACGAGCGCGAGGUGGCCGAGUACAAGAUGAAGCUGCACGCGCUGGAGAGCGAGCCUCGGCCGUCCGGCUGGUCCCAACUUCCGGUGGGCGCGCAGGUGGAGAAGCUGGGCGCGCGGCUGGAGCGCGCGCAGGCCGAGAAGGACCGGCUGGAGGCGAAGCUGGAGAGCUCGCAGUCGGAGCUGGGCAAGAGCAAGGCGGAGCUGGACAAGGCGGCGAGCGAGGUGGGCCGCAGCGGCGCCGACUGGGAGGCGGCCAAGCAGCGCCUCGCGCGCCUCGAGCUGGAGAACGAGCGCCUGCGCCACGACCUCGAGCGCUCCCAGACCACCUUCGGCCGCAGCACCCUCUCCACCUCCCAGGAGCUGGACCGCGUGCAGGAGCGCGCGGAGAAGGCGGCGGCGGAGCUGCGGCGCGCGCAGGCCGAGCUGCGCGUCACGCAGGCGGACAACGAACGCGCGCGCGCGGAGGCCGCUGCGCUGCAGGAGAAGGUGGAGAAAUCACAGGAUAACAGCUACUACGAACAACGCGUAUCGACUGCACUGUUGGAUGGUUUCCAACGUUGUUCCCUUCUCCUUGAGCCUCCGAGCGCGCUUGCGUCGCGCCGUCUGUUCGCGCAGGCAAACUGCGUCAGAUUGUCAGGUGCUCCUGCGGUUUUACGGGGCGAGGUGUACCGGCUGAAGGCGCGCCUGGAGAACGCUCAGGCGGAGCGCGAGAGCUUGCGCGACGAGCUGGAGCGCGCGCAGGCCGGCGCCGGGCGGCUGCACGCGGAGCGCGACAAGGCCGUGUCGGAGCUGGAGAAGGCCCAGGAGGAGCUGGAGCGGUCGCAGGCCACGCUGGGCAAGGCGCAGCUGCAGCAGGACAAGCUGCAGGCGGCGCUGGACAAGGCGCAGAGCGACGUCGACAAGCUGCAGGAGCGCUUCGACAAGGGGCAGGCCGAGCUGCGACGGCUGCAGAUGGAGAAGGAAAAACACAGCUACGACUUCGAGAACGUGCAGUCGCAGCUGGACAAGGCCCUCGGGCAGGCGACAAGGCUGCAGAAGGAACGCGAAGCUGUGCAACUGGAGGCUGACCGCCUGCGCGACAAGUACGAGAAAGCGCAGCUUCCUGCACUGUCCCCCGUUGACCUGGGAAGUGACGUGUGUGCCGGCGGCGCGUGCGUGCGUGCGCAGAUGCUGCUGGGGCGCCAGCAGAAGGAGCGCGAGCAGCUGCAGGAGGAGGCGGACAAGCUGCGCGAGCGCCUGGAGCUGCAGGCCGGGCAGGUGGCGAAGGCGCAGCGCGACCGCGACAACAUGCAGGCCGAGCUGGACCUCGUCAAGGAGCGCUGGGACAAGACGCAGCAAGUGCACCAGAAGCUGCAGAUGGAGCGUGACGACGCCAUCACAGAGACGGAGAUCCUCAAAGACAAACUGGAGAAGGCCAACGUCGCAGCAUCGAAAGCCCUGGAAGAACGCGACGCAGCCAACAAGGAGUUCGAGCGGGUGCUCGAGAAAUACGACAGCGUACUACUUCUUGAAGAAAGGUCGCAGGGCGAGGUGUACCGUCUGCAGUCGCGGCUGGAGGGCCUGGAGGGCGAGAAGGACCGCCUGGAGCUGGAGGCCGAGAAGGCCGGGCUGCUGGCGGGCAAGGCGCGGGAGGAGACGCGGAAGCUGCAGGACGAGCUGUCGCGCGUCCAGGAGCUGUACGAGCGGGCGGCGCUACAGCUGGGCCGCACCAAGGAGUCCGAGGAGAAGUUCAAGGAGGAGAUGGACCGCAUGGCGGUGGACCUGGAGAUGGUCCGCGAACGCUACGACAAGUCGCAGAUCGAGAUGCGGCGCGUGCAGGCGGACCGCGAGAAGUUCCAGGGCGACGCCGAGCGGCUGGCGUUCGAGCUGGAGCGCGCGCACGCGCAGUGCGCCAAGACGACGGCCGCCAACGAGAAGGGUCAGGAGGAGAUGGCGCGGCUGCAGGUGGAGCUGGAGAAGAUGUACGACAAGCACGACAAGGCGCAGGCGGAGUUGCGCAAGGCGCAGGCCGAGGUGGAGCGGCAGCGCGCCGAGUCGGAGGCGCUGCGCGAGGAGGCCGAGCGCUACGCGGCGCGCGUCGGCAAGUACCAGGACUCGCAGGAGCGCGCCAAGGAGGAGGGCGAGCGCCUCAAGCUGGAGGUGGAGCGGCUGCGGGAGCGCCUGGACAAGGCGGCGGCCGAGCUGGACCGGGCGCAGCGCGCCGAGCAGGAGGCGGUGCGGCUGCGCAUGGAGCUGGAGCGCGAGCAGGGCAUGCGAGGUAAAUACCAGUUCGAGCAGGAGAAGGCGUCGCAGGACCAGGCGCGGCUGCAGGGCGAGGUGGAGAAGCUGCGCGAGCGCCUCGACACGUCCCAGCUGGAGCUGCAGCGCGCGCUGGCCGCCGCCGAGCAGCAGGAGGAGCGCUUGCACGAGCUGCAGCUGGAGCUGGAGCUGUCGCGCGCCGACUGCGCCAAACUGGCCGGCGGCAGCGACAAGCAGCACGCGGAGCUGGAGCGGCUGCACAUCGACUGCGAGAAGCUGCGCGACCGCCUCGAGCAGUCGCAGGCGCGCUGCGAGGGGCUGGAGAAGGAGGGCGACCGGCUGCGCGCGGAGCUGCGCGCGGCGGGCGCCGCCGCCGCCGCGGCCGACGGCGGCAGGCGAGCGGAGGCGGCGGCGCUGCGCGACCGCCUAGACAGACGCAGACGGAGCUGGCGCGCGCCGAGGCCGAGGCCGGGCGGCUGGCGCGGCGAGCUGGAGAACUGCCACUCGGCAAUACCAGGAGAACACGGAGGCGGCGCGCUCGAGUUCGAGGCAAUGGCCACCGAGCUGAGCCGGCUGCACGAGAAGCUGGAGCGCGCGCAGGGCCGAGCAGCGCAGGCGGCGGACGACGGCAGCGCUGCAAGAGGAGCGCGACGCGGCGCGCGCAGAGGGCGGGCACGCGCGCGACUCGCACGCGCAGUGCGCACGACGCGCGCCGAGGCCGAGGAGCGGCUGCGCGAGGAGCUGGCGCAGGCGCAGCGCGACCGCGACCGCGUCACGAGCCUCAUGGAGAAGCGCGAGAAGCAGGCCGAGCGCGCCGAGAAGCAGCUGGCGCAGUUCGAGGCGCAGGUCGGCCAGCUGCAGCUGGAGCGCGACCAGCUCGUGGUGCAGCUGGAGAAGUCGCAGGAGAUGCUCAUGAACUUCCAGCAAGAGCUGAACCAGAGCGAGGCGGAGCUGGGGCGGCUGCGCGGGGAGCAGCAGCAGAGCCGCGACCAGCUCGCGCAGCAGGCGGAGCAGGAGCGGCUGCGCGCCGAGCGCCUGGAGCGCCAGCUGCGCGACGGCUCCAACAAGGAGAACGCGCGCGCCGAGGCCGCGGAGCGCAACGCGGCCGACACGCAGCGCCGCCUGCAGGCCGCGCAGGCGGCGAUGGCGACGUCGGGCGGGCCGGGCGCGGCGGACGCGGCGGCGGCGCAGGCGCGGCUGGCCGAGGUGCAGGCGGAGCUGCAGAAGGCGCGCGAGGACGCGCAGCACUCGCAGGUGGAGACGGAGCGCCUGCUGCGCCUCGUGCAGAUGAGCCAGGAGGAGCAGAACCAGAAGGAGAAGACCAUUCGCGACCUGCAGGAAGCCUUGAAAAACACCCAAACCAAGCUGAGAAGUCAGCAGCAAGCCAAUGCACAAAUGAGAGAAGAGUUCCGUCUCCGAGCUCUUCUCCCACGCCGCUUCAGUUGGGCUGUUCGCGGCCGUCACUGCCACGCAAAUACACCUCCUCCUCCUCCUCUUUCCUUCUCCCAGCGGCGAUUCCUGCGAUUGCGCCACCGCCACUGUCUCCGUCUUCGCGUUGCGUUUAGUUUCGGCGCCCCGCGGCGCCGGCUCCGUUUUGCUUUGUUUGGCCCUCGUGCUUGUAUGGCCCCGCCCCUGCUCGUGACCCCGCCCCGCGCCCGCCAGGUGAAACAGCAUCAGCAGCAGCAGCGCCAGCAGCAGGAGCGGGAGAGGGAGCGGGAACGGGAGCGCGCAGGCGACGGGGACGGCGCCAGCGACCCGGGCGGCGAGGCCGACGACGAGGAGGACGACGUGCCCCGCAAGGCGGACGCCGCCGCCCAGACCCAGGCCCAGGCCCAAGCCCAGGCCAAUGGCGCCACCGUCGACGCCAACGUCCUGGCACGCAAAGACCGGGAGAUAGUGUCACGAUUUUGCCGCCAUCUCACCACGGUCAAUAUCAACUAUUGCAAGUUCCGCAUUUUCUUGUGUAAAACUGAUUGGCAGAUGGCUGAUCUGCGAGGCACUGCCAUGGACCUGCAGGAGGAGGUGAUGGAGGGGCGACAGCGCGUGGAGGAGCUGCAGGCCGAGGUGACGGCGCUGGAGGCGGCGCUGCACGAGCAGUCGGGGCUGGAGGAGCUGGAGGAGUUGGUGGCGGUGGUGCGCCUCAAGGACGACCGCAUCGCCGAGCUGGAGGAGGCGCUGCGCGAGAGCGUGCGCAUCACGGCGGAGCGCGAGCGCGCGCUGCAGCAAGAGGAGGCCCGCCGCCGCCAGGUGGCCGAGAAGGUGAUCGAGCGCGAAUGGAAGCUCCAGAGAGUGAAUGAAUGA